ACAGCGGUGAUGCCCGCUGACGCCGCCACGCCGGGUGACACCGUCACACUGGGUGAGAGCAGCGCGCGGGUGACACUUACUCUGGUGGCACCGGCGGGGUGGCAUGCUCAGGAGAGGGUGAAGGGAGCACCCACUGCUCCCGUUCCGGAGUGGCAGGGGGCAUCCCGCCUCAUCCCAAGGCUCCUGCUCCUCAUGCUGCUCCCAGAGGCGACACCAGCCGUGCCGAGCCGAGGACAUCCCCGCCACGCGUCCCCGUCACUGCAGGCCCACGGCCCGGGGACCCUGGCUGGGCUGAGCCGAACCCGCUGCCUCCAGGAGAUGCCGUGGCCACCACGGAGUCACCGAGAUGCAACUUUGUGCUGCAUCGAAGCCUCUGCCUUCCUUAUGUAACACGGCUGCUGCUGGCACGGUGCUCGCCUCCACGUCCUGCACAACUUCGGUGCAACGUGGAAUUGAUCUCCUCUCCCUGGAAUGGCUCUGCCAUUAUCAUUAGCUGAGGAGCCUUUUCUGGCAUCUCAGGCCAGGAGUGCUGGAUGUGACCCGUGUGGGUGCAGGGCUGUGGCUGGGAGGUGACAGCACCCACUGGGUGCCCUGUGCAGCCCGAGCUAUACGAUGUGUGUUGGGAGCAGUGCCGAUGUUUGGGGCCCUGCCCCAGCACUGGCACAGCCCCUGUGGGGGUGGGUUUGGUUAGGUUUGCAGUGGGGUGGCCGUGCUGGCACAGGAGGCAGCUCCUGGGCUGGUCCCGUGGAGACUGUGCCCAGAGAACCCCAGGGCUCUGCAGCCCGAGGCUCCCAGUCUCUCUGGGGUCAGGCAGGCAGUGUAUGGGCAUGGGGGCUUGGAUUUCUUGCUGCUCUGAUGGUUUCCCCCGAUCCGAGGUGUUGCCUGCAUCCCUGGGGCAGCACUGGGGCCGUGUUUGUGCUGUGCCACCCUUGCAGGGUGUGACUCUGACUGGGGACCCCGAGGCUGUCGGACCCCCUGAGCUCUGUUCCCCUUUGUGUUCCCAUCAGCUCUGACCGAGCGUGCUGUGCCUGAGCAGUUCUCUUUGUAGGGCAGGGGCCACCCUGAAUGCCCAUCACCCAGGGCUCUGCUCCCUCCCUAACAUGCUCCAGUCCUGCAGGUAGCAUGGGGGUUGUGCUGGCCCCGGGGGACAUCCCUGGCACCGACUCUGUGGUUGCACCCCGGGAACGGAGGCCUGGGCGGGAGAAGCGGGAGUGUCUGGAGGGAUGCCAGCCGUGGAGAUGGAGGAAAGUUAUCUUGAGAUUCCCGGGAGGCUGUGACAUGCCACGUGGACUGCAGAUCCCGGGAUGGGGCAUGCAGGCAGCACGCUACAAGGAAGUAGGGUGGAGGGAGGUAGGGUGUGUGGACAUUCCUCCCUGGAGAGUUACACUGCCUGGAAUCCCAGGUCUCCAGCCCUGCAGCAUGUCCCUGUUGUAUGGUCAGAUCCCAUCUGCAGCCCGUCUCCUUCACUAUUGAUAAGGAAAUACACGUUGAGAGGCUGCAGGACCUUGGCAGGAAGGGCUGGGGAGGGUUUGGAUGGCUUUCCUGGCUCAUAAACCCAUCCUGCUACUUAGAGUCAGUGCUCUUACCGGUGAGCUGGUGAAAUCAAACAAGCCAACCUGAGCUGCCUCUGUUGCCACCACCCCGACCUGCUCCUGUGGCCAGGUACUGGCCCUGUGGCCAUGUGCUGGCUGAGCUCUGGGCUCUCCCACAGCUCAGUCUCUGGAGGGAGAGUCACUUCAGAGCCAUCAGAUGGAAGGGAUAAGCUGAUGUGCUGCCAGAUAGGGCAGUGAAGUGUGUACUCUCAGUGUAUAUUCACUUAGCAGCCAGAUUUCAGACAUGAUAAGGCAGCAGCUUAGGAGAGAAACUGGAGGACGAGCAGGAGGGGACAUUGUCACUGUGCCAGUGGGAGAUGGGGUCUGGGUCAGGGCCUUUUAUUUGGGUAUUUGUGGAAGAUGUUGUUGAGAGCACUGGGGAAUUUACUCAGCAUGGGCUGAUGUUGCGCUCCUUAUCCACCAUCCCUUCCCUGAGGAGCCAGUGCCCCACACAGUCCCAGCGCACAGCUCCAGCUGUAUCCUGUGCACUGACCCCAGCAGGGACCCCAUAGGGUGGCCCUCUCCCUAACACCUCUGGGUUUCUCUCCCCAGAACCUCCCUCCAGCACUGCCUUUCAGGAUGAUGGGCCCAGGAACACCAGCGGGGACCCUCCGGCCACGUGGCUGCUGACCCAGGGGUGCUGCCAGGCACCGCUGCCAAUGCAGAGCUCAGGGCCGAGCAGGGCAGAGCGGCUGCUCCGCUCACCCAUGGCAGCCCCUUCCCUCCGCGCCCCGGCCCGGCUGCAUGGUGUGGGUGCCCCUGAGCCCCACUAGCAGUGACCACCGGGCCCCGCUGCGCGCUCCCAGCACCACCACCAUGUCUUUGGAGUGGCUGACAGACUGGAGCUGGUCCCUGGACGGACUCCGGGAUUUCAUUGCCACGGGCAUCCAGUCUUUCCGCGACUGUGACGCCACGGCCCUGGUGGCCGUCGCCUGCCUGCUGGUCCUCUUCGUGUGGUACUGCUACCACGUGGGGCGGGAGCAGCCCCGCGCCUACGCCACGGUGAACGCGCUGAUGCAGAGCGCCGAGGCCAACGGGGUGCAGAACGGGUUCGUGUACUGCCAGUCGCCCGAGUGCGUGCGCUGCUCGCACCACGACGGCCUCAACCAAAAACUCUACCACAACCUGCAGGAGUACGCCAAGCGCUACUCCUGGUCCGGCAUGGGCAGGAUCCACAAGGGCAUCCGUGAGCAGGGCCGCUACCUCAACAGCCGGCCCUCCAUCCAGAAGCCAGAAGUCUUCUUCCUGCCCGACUUGCCCACCACGCCCUACUUCUCCCGGGACGCUCAAAAGCAUGACGUGGAGUUGCUGGAGCGCAACUUCCAGACCAUCCUGUGCGAGUUUGAGACCCUGUACAAGGCGUUCUCAAACUGCAGCCUCCCGCAAGGAUGGAAAAUGAACAGCACGCCCAGCGGGGAGUGGUUCACCUUCUACCUGGUGAACCAGGGCAUGUGCGUGCCCAGGAACUGCCGGAGAUGCCCACGGACGUACCGCUUGCUCGGGAGCCUCCGUACCUGCAUUGGCAACAAUGUCUUUGGGAACGCCUGCAUCUCUGUGCUGAGCCCGGGCACCGUCAUCGCCGAGCACUACGGGCCCACCAACAUCCGCAUCCGCUGCCACCUCGGUCUGAAGACACCCAGCAACUGCGAGCUGGUGGUGGGGGGCGAGCCCCAGUGCUGGGCUGAGGGCCGGUGCCUGCUCUUCGACGACUCCUUCCUGCACACGGCGUUCCACGAAGGUGCCCCGGAGGAAGGUCCCCGUGUGGUGUUCAUGGUGGACCUGUGGCACCCCAACGUGGCGGCGGCCGAGCGCCAAGCCCUCGACUUCAUCUUCGCGCCGGGACGAUGACGGCGCUGCCCGGCCUGGUGGGUUCAGGGCAGCUCGGCCGGGGCCCUCUCCCGGCACACGGCCUCGGUGCUCCCUCCCGGGGGGUCUUGUAAAUGGAAACUGUGACGUGUAUCCGCGCCCAUCUCCUUCCUCCAUCGUUGGCUUCAGGGAUUCUUUUCCAAGCGCCGGCACCUUGGCCCCGCCGGUGCUCGCUGCCCCCCUGCUCCGUCGUGUUCUGUUGCUACUGUGUUUUGCGGUGUUCAGAAGUAGAGUAACAAACCCAAGGGUGCUCGUUUGAAUGUAAUGUAAAAUUUUUCUCGUGGUCAUUAAAGGAACAACACACACACACACCAUAACAGCCAACCAGCCUGCCCUGCCCGGGAUGGACGGACAGGUGGACACUGGGGCUGCCAUGGGCACUGUGCUCCCCCCAGGCUGGGUCUGAUGGGCUGGGCAGGGCACAGCUCUGCUCACAAAGAACCCUUCUGGGGCUCCUGCUUCCUCCUCCAUGUGCCAGCUGGGGCUCCCCAGCCCUCCUGCCCUCAGAAACUCCCUUUGUCACCCAGGCAGGGAGCAGAGUCCAUCGCCAGCCCAGCAAGGCAGGAGCCCUGACCUCCACCCUGCUGAGGGAACAGCACACACAGUUGUGCUCUUCAGUCUGACCAAGGGUGUUAGCAAUUGCUCAAAUCCCUUCCUUGCUGUAUCUGCAACCCUCAGUUUUCCCAGCUCCCAGCUGGGAGGCCCUGCAGGGGCAGGGAUGCUGUUUGGAAACAGAGAAUGGGGAUUUUGUCUGUCUGUAGGAAGAAAGGAGGUCACCAUUCCUUCUGCUGCUCCAUCUUCUCCUUUUCUCAAGCCAGGGCAGGCACACACAGCGGCAGCUCCCGUGGACCUGACACCACAAGACAGCUUCCCAAGGGGGGCUAAUUCUGCAGCCUGAACAAUGAGGCCCCACCCUGAGGUCCUGCCACCCAGGGACCACCACACUUUUCCUGAAGUCCCCCAGCACCAGAGUCUGUUUUUGGGGUCUGGGGGCUGGUUUAUAACACCCCCCAAAGCAAAGUGUGUUGUGGAUACUUACAGCUCUAGCUGGGACCCUUUGUCUCUGUGCCCUGCCUGGGAGGGACCAGCCCUGUCCCCCAACAACUUCUUUACAGACUUUUCAGUGAGUCAUUUGCAAGAGAAGGCAGAGAUUUCAAAUACAUCUGAGAUAUUUUUUACACCCGUCUUGUUACAGACUACCUGAAGUGCAUGAUUUCUACACGCAUUGGCUACCUGGACACAGGUCCUGGGGAAGCAGGCUGGCUCUGUCCAAAGGUUGGUAACAUUCAUACAGUGGAUAAGCAAAGAUUAUCAAUAAACAGUUGUGCUGAAAACAGAA
Messenger RNA from Haemorhous mexicanus (house finch), 4797 nucleotides. RefSeq names its product aspartate beta-hydroxylase domain containing 2 (gene ASPHD2). The record is from RefSeq and is a predicted model, not a curated record. The coding region runs from base 2337 to 3440 and encodes 367 amino acids. NCBI's taxonomy places the organism in Eukaryota, Metazoa, Chordata, Aves, Passeriformes, Fringillidae. The transcript has 3 exons.